Molecule: messenger RNA, 146 nt
Organism: Dentiscutata heterogama
Lineage: Eukaryota; Fungi; Glomeromycota; Glomeromycetes; Diversisporales; Gigasporaceae
Source: the annotation of a GenBank genome assembly
CCUAUCGGAUUGCCCCAGACGAACAAGACUUCCUGAAUAAGGAAAUUGACAAACUAUUAAAGAGUGGGUUAAUUUAUGAAAUCAAAAGUCCCUGGACAUCGCCUGUCGUUAUAGUCCCGAAAAAGAAUGGCAAACUUCGAUUAUGC